Camellia sinensis is the source of this 1297-nucleotide messenger RNA. The record is from RefSeq and is a predicted model, not a curated record. NCBI's taxonomy places the organism in Eukaryota, Viridiplantae, Streptophyta, Magnoliopsida, Ericales, Theaceae.
AUGGAAAAUGAAAACAUGUCAUUUAGAAGAGCUGCUACCAGGAGUUGUUUCUAUGCUGACUUUGCGGCUCAGAGGAAUUUUGCUGAGGUAAUUGCAAAGGGUGAAGCUCAGGGAAUGGUGAGCAAAUCUAUUGGUAUCAUGCUUGGCAUAGCAUUAGCUAACUGCAUACAGUCCUCUACACCUCUUGCUCUUGCUUCUUUUGGUGUGGUAACUUGGAUAUACAUGUACUGCAAUCUGAAGUCAUAUCAAUCCAUUCAACUAAGGACUCUGAAUCCAUAUCGUGCAAGUUUGGUCUUCAGUGAAUAUUUGCUUAGUGGUCUAGUUCCUUCAAUUAAAGAGGUUAAUGAUGAGGAACCACUUUUUCCAGCUGUACCAAUUCUUAACCUGAAUCCUGCACGCAAAGCACAAUUAGAAGUAUUGUCUGCAGAAGCCAUGGAUGCAACUGCUAAUAUCGAGGGUCAGCUGCAGCUGGGGUCCAAACUCUCUGAUGUUGUUAAAAGCGAGGAUGAUGCACUUGCAUUGUUUGACCUCUUCAGAGAUGAAAGCUAUAUUUUGACCGAGCAUGAGCAAAGAUUUUGUGUAAUACUCAAAGAAAGUUCCUUGCCACAAGACAUGCUCAAGUCAUUGUUCCAUGUCAGUUAUCUGUAUUGGUUAGAGAAAAAUGCAGGAAUCAAAACAAGGAGCAUGGUUGAUGACUGCAGACCAGGGGGGAAGCUGCAAAUAUCUCUGGAGUACAUUCAAAGGGAAUUCAACCAUGUCAAAAAUGAUGGGCAACUAGCAGGUUGGGCGACUGAUGGUCUCAUCACAAGGCCUUUGCCUAACAGAAUCCGUCUUGGUUGUGCUUCCUCUGAUGUGGAAUGCUAACAUUAUACAAAGAAGGUGGCCAUUCCCAAGCAACAAAUGAGGAAAGAAAAUGCCUUCAAUCAUAAUAGGACUGCUUGUACCCGUCUGCUACGGUACAACCUCUUUGAGCCACCUAGUCCAUGCUGCGAAGAGUUGUGCCAUGGAGUUUUGUCUAGAGGGGAAGAUGUAAUGUAGAAGUUGAAAUCAUGGAAAGGCUAGGGAGGGUUGAGCAUUGUCCAUAUAAUUCAUCCAACCUUGGUGAAUGGCACCUCCCUGAAGAUGUUGACAGAUGAUUGAAAGGUGCUGAUGAGCUGGGACUUGGUGGAGUAGUGCAUUUUGUUUCAGAAAUGAUUUGCUGCUAAAUUUCAGAACAGCAUCCAUUCUUUUUGAUAUUGAUUGGUGUUUGUCUUAGAUCAUAGAGAAGUUUGACAUUGAAUUUUGAUAGUUGUUGCCA